This is a messenger RNA of Sipha flava (yellow sugarcane aphid), 1953 nucleotides long. RefSeq lists its product as uncharacterized. The record is from RefSeq and is a predicted model, not a curated record. NCBI's taxonomy places the organism in Eukaryota, Metazoa, Arthropoda, Insecta, Hemiptera, Aphididae.
AUGGAUUUAAGUAACAACUUGGAUAACAGUGAUACAAAUAGAUCGAAAUGGAGUCAUUUAAAAAAAUAUUUUAAAGAAAUGUCGCAUAGUGAAGGCAAUAGUAAUAAUAAUAGUAACAUUACAUUUCAAUGCCUGCUAUGCAUUCCGAAAACAAAAACGAUCUCUACCUCAACAACUUCUAAUUCAAAUUUAAGAAGCCAUAUUAAACAUAUUCAUCCUUGUCAGUUGUCUGAAUUUAAUAUGUGUGGGAAAAAAAGGCUUAAUAUUGAUAAUAACCUUGUAACAAGCAAACAGUUAAAACUAGAUGAAGUAGGAAAAAUUACAAAAAAACUAAGCCAAACAGAAUUUGACAAAGCCAAUAUCGAAUUAAUUGUGAGCACUGUACCACCCUUUUCUUUAAUAGAGCAUCCAGCGUUCAUUAAAUAUUGUAAGCUGACAUCCAAUAAAAUUCCAGCAUCCCGAAGAAAUUUUAUGCGAAAAAUUAUAACGGAAUAUAAUGAUAUGAUUGUAUUUCUGAAAGAAGAACUGUCCAAAAUUAAUUAUGUGUGCAUCACUGCAGAUUGUUGGUCCAUAUUUCGCAAGUUAUUUUUUAAAAGGUCUUACAUGGGGUUCACAGUACACUGGUUGAACCCAACAAAAUUAGAGCGUGUAUCAAAAGGACUUGCAUGUAGGAGAAUGUAUGGAAAACACACUUACGAAAAUUUAGCUGAAAUGAUUGACAAAGUAUUAUCAGAGUUCAAUAUUCAGAAUAAGACAACUCUCAUUGUGACUGAUAAUGCAGCAAACUUUUUCAAAGCUUUCAGGUGUUUUAAUAGUAAUAAUCAUAAUAAAAAAAUAGAAGAUGAAGAAGAAGAAGAAGACUUAUUGAGACCAAUUAAUACAUCAAAUGUACUUGAAAAUGGAGUGGGUGAUUUGUUUAAUAUGACAUUACCUCAACAUCAGAGGUGUGCUGCGCAUACCUUGAAUCUGAUAAAAACUACAGACAUACAAGAUGCUGAAAAAGAUAAUGUCUACAAAAUAUUAAGUAGACGUGUGUUUGGAAAAUGUCAAGCUUUGUUUAACAAACAGAACCAAUCAUCACAAUAUGCUGAUCAGAUAAAAAAUGUAAUAGGCAAAUAUUUAAUUACUUCAAAUGCUACUAGAUGGAAUUCAUAUUAUGAUGCCAUUAAAUGUAUUGUAGAUAAUUUGAACAAAAUAGAUGAAGUAUUUUCCAUAACAUCAUUGUCAUCAUUAUCUAGACCACGUGAGACUACAUUUUCAAUUGAGUAUUGCAAAGUUAUGCAGCCAAUCGCAAAGGGUUUAGACAUAUUACAAGGAGACAAUCAUGUGUGUCUUGGGUAUUUACUUCCAACAUUGACUGCCAUUAAUAAAUCAUUAAAAAGUAUGACUAAUUUAAAUUACUGUAUGCCGCUAGUAAAUGCUUUUAAUAAAGGAAUAGAAAAAAGGUUUCAAAGGUACAUGAUUUCUAGUCAAUGUCAGAUAUCAUCUGCUUUAGUUCCUAAGUUUAAGUUAAACUGGGCUAGCUUAGAAAAAACCAGAAUUAAAGAAAAGUUGGUUGAAGCUUUAAGAGCUAGUUGUGAAGAUACAGAUAGCAUAAGUUUCUCUUCGCAAUCUUUGAGUCAAAAUGAUUUGUCACAUCAAAAUGCAACUGACACGGAGGAUGAUAAUUUUUUGCUUUUUGAAGAUGACCUGCAUGAAUCUCAGAAUAUUAAUGAUUCACAAAAAAUAGUAUCUGAUUAUUUAUUAAACCCUAACAUAAAAUCUCCAAAUGAUUUCCCAGCAUCAUUAAAAUCAUUAUACAUUGAGUACAAUACUGCAGUACCGUCAUCGGCUCACGUUGAACGCCUAUUUAGUGCGGGUGGACAGCUUUAUAGUAGGAGAAGGGGUUCUAUGUCUGAUAAGAACUUUGAAAUGGCAUUAUUGUUAAAGUUCAAUAAAUAUUUUAUUGAAUAA